AUGCCAAACGAACAGUCUGAGGCAUCUGUGUUGAGUAGACUGAAUCCCCAUAGAUUUACAACUCAAAUACCGCAGCACCCGCUAUCGCAAAACAUGCAAAGAAGACGGAAUAGUGUAAGUAGUGCUGCAAGUGAUUCUAUCAAUAGUCUAAAACAGAGUUCAGCAAGAGCUGUAAGUAAUAGCAACGGCAUUCAGAAGAAUAACAAGAAAUACAUGCGAUCAACAGUAGCUGGCGCUUCUGGAAUCUUACCAACCUACAAUAAAUCUAUGUCCUUUUCACAAAACAAGAAUCUUGAUGACAAUAAUAUGAGGGCAAGUCUUCCAGUCCUAGAGCGCGACCUAAAUGCGAAUAAUUUUAAGAGUGCGAACAAUAAUCCUAUAGGAUUUUCCAGCUUUUCACAACCUUACUCUGGUUCUCGAGAUCCUAGACCUUUACGAGAUAAAAACUUUCAAAGUGCUAUUCAGCAAGAAAUAUUUGAUUAUCUAAUCCAAAAUACCUUUGAGAUUGAUACCAACUAUCCAAUCUCAUUAAAGACUCUAAAGCAACCAACGCAAAAAUCAUUCGUGACAAUAUUCAAGUGGCUUUAUCUGCGUUUAGAUCCCGGUUAUACUUUCACCAAAUCAAUAGAAUACGAAGUGUAUCAACUUCUGAAAAUUUUGCAAUAUCCAUACCUAGAGUCUAUUAAUAAGUCACAAAUUUCAGCAGUAGGAGGUUCAGGCUGGCCUAAAUUCCUUGGCAUGCUGCAUUGGUUGGUGACUAUAAAUUUGAGACUAGACAAAUGUCUGAAUACACUGGAUCAAAACCUUUUGAAUCAACAAACUCAAGAUCUGACUACUUUAUCAAAACCGGUCGAAAAUAUAGAGGACCAGGAAGUACGACAGGAAAAGUAUGAACUGAUGGCAGAAAGGUUAUUUAUAGAUUAUAUUACUGACUCAUACAAAACUUUUCUGAAUUUGAAAGACGAUUAUUCCGAUCAUAUGAAUGAAUUAAAGGCUGGUUUUGAAAGGUACUUACAUAUAAUAAAGUUGGAUGUCAAUAAUAUACAAUCAAAAAAUGAAAAUAUGUUUGAAAAAUUUGAGAUUAGUAGGAAUAGGGUUGAGAAGUUGAAAGUGGCAAGAGGAAAAUCAACGGCAUUAAAUGGAGAUCUGGUAAAAUUCCAAAAAUAUGUUGAUUCAAUGAAAGCAAAAAGUGAAGAAUGGCCAAUAAAAUUAAGCAAAAUAGAGGAUGAACUGAAUGAGAAAAAAGAAAACAUUAAACUGAUAACAGAAGAGAUUAGUCAGAUACAAGACAGUUUACAAAGAAAAGGCUUAUCAGUUGAACAAAUUGAAAAUAAAAAUGAGCAAAAGUUACAGUUAGAAAAAGAAAUUGAUCAAAUUGCUGAAAAAGCUGAUGAAUUUGUAAGCCUAAUAAAAUCAACUAAGGUUGAUAAUGAAAAAGUCUUCGUUACAUUUCAAGACAGUAUCAGACAAUACAAUGACCUAUUAUUAGAGUUUUUAACUUCAAGAAGAAAGCUAGGUCAUGAUAUAGAAAUUGAACCACUGAAGAUUACACUUCCAAAUGAGGUUGUUGUUCCAAACUCAGAAAAUGCAUUGACUAUGGAUAAACUCUUCCCCACAGAUCAUCCAAUGCCUGAGUACUAUCAAAAUAUGCUAUUGUCUAUUAAUUCUGACAUAAUGAAGAGAAUUGAGACACUUAAAACGGAUAACCAAGAACUAGAACGUGAAAUAGGCAUGUUAACUGAAGAAAUUAAUUCCAGAGGUUCUACCAAUGAAUCCCUAGAAUUGAAACUAUCUGAUUUAAACCUAAAUCUGAAAAAUGUUAGGCAGGAGAACCGUGCCGAAAUUUUGGCACAGAGCUUGGAGAUUGAAAAGCUGGAGCGACAAAUAACUGAGGGAAAUAAAAACAUAGAGCAGAAAAUUGCCAAUGCCGAGCGUAUUGUAACGGAACUUCUCAAUGAAAAAGAGGUUCUCUACAAUGAGCAUUCUAAGUUUAAAAGUGAUUUGAAUUUAAAAAUCCAGAAACUGAUUAAGGAAGCCCAUAGUUUAAGAUUUGCCGUGAAGGAUUCGACAAACAGAUUAAACGAGCUCAUUUUUACAGAAAGUAGUGAGACUGAUGAUUAG
Messenger RNA from Nakaseomyces glabratus, 2121 nucleotides. RefSeq names its product kinetochore-associated Ndc80 complex subunit NDC80 (gene NDC80). Lineage: Eukaryota; Fungi; Ascomycota; Saccharomycetes; Saccharomycetales; Saccharomycetaceae. Gene Ontology annotation, biological process: attachment of mitotic spindle microtubules to kinetochore. Gene Ontology annotation, cellular component: Ndc80 complex. The record is from RefSeq and is a predicted model, not a curated record.